AUGGCAGUACAUGACAAGGAGUUCCUUCAAUGGCCCAGGCCUAUGAGGGCAGAAGCAAAUCAGCGAGAUCCUGAAAAAUACUGUCAGUAUCAUCGUACACACGGCCAUGACACCAACAACUGCUACCAGCUGAUAAGUGAGAUCGAAAGGCUGAUUAAAAGGGGCCACUUAUGGAACUUUGUGAAGAAACCAGAAGGAGAAAGGCCCCAGCCGAAUCCUACAGCAGAGAGGCCCCGGAGAGCUAGAGCAGGACCGGUGAAUGAUGGCUCCAGUGGAACCAUCAACAUGAUCGUUGGGGGAACCGGAGGUCGGAUGAGCCGAAGGGGAAAGAAGAGAGGUCGAGAUGGGGAAAGCAGCAGCGCCGAGGUCAUGCAGGUAGUUGAGCACUCUCCAGUGACCAUCACCUUCUCUCCAGAGGAUGCCCAGGGUGUUCAGAUGCCUCACGACAACGCCCUUGUUAUUGAAGCCGUCAUCCACAACUAUCGAGUUAAGAAGAUCUUGGUGGAUGACGGAAGUAAGGUGAAUUUGCUACCGUACAAGGUCUUCCAGCAGAUGGGAAUCCCUGAAGAGCAGUUGGUUCGGGACCAGGCCCCGGUCAAAGGGAUCGGAGGAGUCCCAGUGCCUGUAGAGGGGAAAGUGAAGCUAACUCUCACUCUAGGAGAAGCGCCCAGGACUCGCACUCACUAUACGGUGUUCUUAGUAGUCAAACUCCCCCUGAGCUACAACGCAAUAUUGGGAAGACCUGCGCUAUUUGACUUUAAGGCCGUAACCAGCAUUAGAUAUCUGGCCAUGAAAUUCCCAACAGAAGCAGGGGUGGGAGUAGUCAGAGGAAGCCAGGAAGAGGCAAGAGCAGUGUACCUGGCCACGGUAUCAGAACCGAGCUCGGCAGGAGAAAAGCUUGACUCGAAAGUUCUAGAGGUCCGAGAUGAGAAAAAAGAGGCCAGAACAGAGCAGGUCGGAGAGCUGGAGACUUUUCCCUUAUCAGAAGCAGAGACAGAUAAGGUCUUCAGUCUUAACGCCGGCCUCACUGGAAAGCAGAAAACUGAAGUAAUGGCUCUGAUCUGA
Messenger RNA from Manihot esculenta (cassava), 1065 nucleotides. RefSeq lists its product as uncharacterized. The record is from RefSeq and is a predicted model, not a curated record. The coding region runs from base 1 to 1065 and encodes 354 amino acids. The transcript has a single exon. Lineage: Eukaryota; Viridiplantae; Streptophyta; Magnoliopsida; Malpighiales; Euphorbiaceae.